AUGGAUACCUGGUCAUAUCUAGGGUCUCUAAUUAAUAUACCGAAAAGCAUAAUCCUUAAUUAUGAUAGUGUAACAGUUAUUCAAGCUGAGACCAUACCGACAGUUCUAACAGAACAUUUUGGAAAUGACCCUACAACUAAACACAUCUUAGAAGAUGACACCCAUCGAUACCAUUUAGUUGAAAGAUAUAAUAGUCAAAUUUAUAUUGAUUGGGGCGUCAAAGAAUUAGAUCUAACAACCAUACAAUUUGACCAAAAAGAAUUGAAUGUAGCGAAAAUCUCUAAAGUACCAUAUCCAAAUCCUAAUAUCGAGAACUUCAACAUAAAGAUAUUCUUCCCAUUUUGGGAAGAAGAUUCUAAUCCAGAAGUAGAGGAAAAUAUUAAACUUAGUAUGACCCCACCAGGAGACAAACAGUCUCCAGUUAAGAUUGAAGCAGAAAUUGCUAACCCCAGAACUUACUUGGAAACCAAAUACUACGAAGCUCUUUUUUCAAUUCAAAUUCCACUGGCUUACUUUGUUAAAUCAAACUUGAUCCGUUUCAAAAAUAUGUGCAGGACCACUUACAAUUCUGAGUUUGAAAUGGCGUACCAAGCUACCUUAUUGGAUAUGCUUCUAACGAUACCUAAGUUUGACCAAAGACAUGAUUUGAAUGCAUUAGUAUCAAAUUCUAUAUUUACCAAUCCAAUUGCGCUAGACUGCAAAGAUGCAUGUCUCAAUAAGUACCAUUUAUCUAGAAACAUAGAACAGCCCAGUACACAGCUGUCAGAUUUAUCAUUUGUCUUAAAAGCCCGUGAAUUGAAACUUCAAAUUGUUAUAUUAUUGGAACUAAUCUACUUAAAUGGGAGAGACGAUAAUUUCAAGAACUUCGAGAGGAGGUACAAAUCAAAAUUAAAGAAAAGAGCAUUAAAUGUUACGAGGAUAGCUACGAGAAGAAACAAAUUGAACAAGGAGCAUAAAAAGGACCCAAAUACGAAGAAGGAUGAGGAAGUUUCACUAGAUCUUUGUGAACAGUUGGAUGUAUACUUGGAUAAGUUAAAUAUCGUGGACAUCCUACUUGGUUCUGAGGUUUCGAACCCAGAUUUAGAAGCUGAUAAUAACCCAAUACAUGAACAAAAGCAAAAUAUAUUAAACAAAAAUAAAGAGGCGUCAUCUGUUGGAUUUGCGAACUAUGUUUUAAUACCUUACUUUGUCAAAAAACUACCUAACGCAGUAAGCUUCAUCAUAUCCAAGCUUAAAGGGCCCAGCUUGAGAAGCAAAGGACCUUCACUAUCAAGAACUUCACAUAAUACUCAAACUGAUGCAAUACAAGUAGCAUUGAAAUCACGAGAUGAAACAGGUAGUAAAGAAAUCUCUCAAACGUCGACAACUGCCAGUUCUAUUGUCUCCUCCCCUACACGAAAAAUAUCUAGACCCUCUCUAAAUAGAACGAUGACUAUAGGUUCACUAACAUCUGAUCUGUUGAAUACUAGAACCAAUUCGAACCUUACAGAAUUUUUGGAAUCUGAUUCUCAAUCAUUAAGAAAACCUUCACUACUAUCCAGAACGAAAUCAGAUCUUGUGAUGAAUAAUCUACAAAAGCGACAAUUGUCGGUCAACGACUUGACCGCUAGCAGUAAAACAGAUGACUUUGCCUCCAGAAAGAGUUCAAUUAUAUUUGAUGGUUCUCAGUCUUCAGUAAGAAAAAAAAUUCCUUCAUUUCAAACUCAAUCUUUUAGAAGAGUGGGGAAAUUCAAGAGCAAGACAUCUCCCACCAUUAUUCCAGAAACAUCAAAGCAUGAGUCACCAAGUAAUAUGGUUCAGGUUACUGCAACACCGCAGAUUAAAGGUAAUAAAAACACCCCUCGUAAAAGAGGGUUGUUGCAUCAAAUAGUGGAAUCACCCAUUGAUUCGGUAACAAUUUUACAAACUCCACGUAUACCUGAAGUAUCACCUUUGAGCAAGGCAAUAAAACCCGCACCUGAUAAGGAUAAUAAUGAAACCAUACCUCCUAAGAAAAAGAUUCGUAGGAGACUAUUUGCACCUUAA
Naumovozyma castellii is the source of this 2025-nucleotide messenger RNA. RefSeq names its product Sld3p (gene SLD3). The transcript has a single exon. NCBI's taxonomy places the organism in Eukaryota, Fungi, Ascomycota, Saccharomycetes, Saccharomycetales, Saccharomycetaceae. The record is from RefSeq and is a predicted model, not a curated record. Bases 1 to 2025 code for a protein of 674 amino acids.